This is a messenger RNA of Gallus gallus (chicken), 19570 nucleotides long. RefSeq names its product AKNA domain containing 1 (gene AKNAD1). The transcript has 14 exons. The coding region runs from base 829 to 3141 and encodes 770 amino acids. The record is from RefSeq and is a predicted model, not a curated record. NCBI's taxonomy places the organism in Eukaryota, Metazoa, Chordata, Aves, Galliformes, Phasianidae.
GGCAUAAAGUCCAUUCCUGCGCAGGGCUCUGGAACCGCCCGUGCCUACGUAACCACGGAUGGAAGCAGCGCAGCGGAGCGCUGCCACGGGCCGACAGAGCACUUCUAAGUCACAGCAACGUGUAUGCAAAGACUUUGUAAGGAACACGUUGUAAGGACGACGUUUCGGGUCCCGUUUCCAGCGAUAACAAAACUGGCAUUAACACAGGAGGCACAGAGGGGCCCCGGGAAGGCCCGUUAGCCCCGCGCAAGCCGGGCCGCAGCAGCGAAGAGGACCCGCAGCCCCCGGACGACACGCCGGAGAAACGCGGCCCCGGGGCUCCGGUACAGCCCGGCCUCCAGCUGCGGAUCCCGAGCAGCUCAGCGCACGCCCGCUGUACGCCCCGCGCCGCCGCCCCAUCCCGUCAGACGCAGCGCAGCCGCCUGCGGGCACGCGACGCGACGGAGGCCGCGCUGCUUCUGCUCCGGCACGGCGCCGCCGCGUACGUGGGGGACGCGCGGCAGCGGCCCCGAGGAAUCGGCACCGGGCCGCAGACGCACCCGCGGCUCUCCCGGCCCGACGACGGGGCGCGCACCCGCCCGCAGCGCCGGACGCCGGGCCCGGCAACAGCCCCACACGGGCGGCUCAGUGCGCACAACUGUCAGCCCGGGGCCACAGCACAGCUCGGAGACGGCCAGAGCGGCACAAAGCAGCAGAUCCUACUCAGAACUGUAUUCACAUCUACACUAAUCCUGAGUAAUCCUUGGCGGACUGUGAGCCGCGCACUAAUGGAAGCCCUACCCAAACCAACAGAGGAAUGAUGCUGUGCGUACGGCCCGCAGCGGUGGGAUGGAGGCAGUGAGGAAGCACAGAGCAGCAGAGGGGAUGGAAGCACAAACGAGCUGCUCCAUUUCAAAUGAGUUAAGCUAUGUCACAGACACAACUGGUGCUGAACAAGAUGACUUACCCUGUGAUGGAGUUGGGGGAAUAGCCUGUGAACACCAUGACAAGUCUGAUCGAUUGCAUGACUGCAUUUGUACGACACGUAUUUCUGAUACUUUAAACUUACCCAGUUCUGAAAGUAACAGAAACGCAUCAGCAAAUGCUGAGAUUCACAUACAAGCUGAACGUGUCCGUGACUGUGCUACAGGUACCAGACAAACCCUCAGAAUUUCAGCUGGAGCACCUGGAAGUGAAGUGUCCUUCACACAGGCAUCACCAGCUGGUGGUAAUCAACCACACGGCAAAGACCCUCCCUGUCAAUCCAACAUGUCCCAUGUCCUUCUGCGUCAUUUUGCUACGGGAGAGUUAAUGAGCACAUGGCAGCUGAUUGAACACGAGACCGUACCAGAAACAUCCCUGACUGACAGUACUGGCAAAACCACAAACAAACGCGAGACUUCUGAACAUGAACAACAGGCAGCCAAGUUUGAAGAGCACCACUUAGAAAGGCUCAAAGCAGUGGAUACUGGAGGGAAAGAUCAGAAUUUGCUAAACAAAAAUAAAUUUCUUUCAAAAACCUCUACUUAUGCUAAGUGCGGGUGCAGACAAGAAAAUUCACAGUUGAUUAAUGAGUACGAAGAUGCACAUAUCUUUCAAAACACAGAAGAACAAAAAUACGUGUUUAAGAAAUCAUUUCCAUCUCAUGAGCUCAUAGGAGGCCAUGGUGAAGUUCUGAGAGGUCAGGAAGACAAUAAUGAAGUCAGUUCAGAAAUCCAAGUACUGAAAAUGAGUGAAAAUAACAAAUCAGUUCCCACCAUUAAGAGAACAACAUCCUUCCCUACACUGCUAAAUAAGCCAGUAACUAGGAACAACAGUCUAGAAAAUCAGAACUGUUUUGAUUCCAUUGAAGUCACAUAUCAGAAAGAAACGAGCAUUCCAGAAGUGUCUCAACAGCGAAAGUCAGGUUUUCCGAAUGCAGGAUUUGCCAUUUACUCAGGAGACACUGGGACAGCCCCUGAAUCCUCUACAGCAGACACUUCUGUCCUUCCACAGCCUACACGUGGUUUGUCUGAACCAAGAUUGCCGUGUGGGACAACAGCAUCUGCAUUUCCAGCAACUCGUACAGUAGAAGUAUGCAGUCUAAAUGCUUCUAAUUUACUGCCUGAAAUAACACAAGGAGAGAAGAUGUCCGAAAUACUAAAGGAACAGACAGAUCAACUAAAAAUGAAAGUGGAAGACUUCUCUAAACACAUGACCGAAGAGACACUCCUCUUACAAGAUGAUUAUCUGGCAUUAAAUCAAUUGAAAAGAUACCUUGAUGCCUUGGAAAGGAAUUAUUUAACUGCUAGAGAGGAGCACCGUAACUUACAGCUGCAGCACUACAAGGACAAGUCUAUCAACAUUGGAGAAUUUGAUCCUGAAAGAAAGGUAGAAGGAGAAAUAUUUAGACUUGGCACACUGCUUGAAGACAUCCAAGAACAAGCUGAUGACAGCAAGCACAGAUGGGCUCCUUCGCUUACUUCCUAUGGAUCUGCCCAUUCAUCACAUUCCCUUAGGGAGAGCUCAGUCCUUUCCAGUGUUAUGGAUUCUCCUGAAGAAAAUGCAUUUCUUCCCAAGAACAAUGAAGGAGAAAAUACAAGCCAGACAAGUUCUGUAAUCCCCCAGAAAAAUGCCCACUUCUCUUUAGAAUGUGACAGAUGCAAUCUUCGAAUUCACACGUUACAGAAGAGAGCUGAAUCAGUUUACAGAGGAGAAAUGGAUCCUCAGGGAGAAAGUUGUCCGCUAGCAAGCAAGCAUUCUUCAAAUGAGAUGAGAUACUUUUCACCUGAAAGAAAAUAUGAGGCUGAAGGUCUUGGAUUCCAUGCUCAGGGUACAUUAAGUCAAACAUACAGUGCCAGUGAAGAGAGUAUGAAAGGAAGUACCACCCAGGAAAGGAAAACUGGAAUAUGUACAAUCUUCAUUCUAAGAAAACCAGCUGAUUUAUCAGAUAUAAGCCUGAAAUUUAAAUGCAGAUGCUCCAGAGAAAGCCAAAACCCAUUUAAACUCAGGAAUCACAAGGAGUCUGUUCAGUCCUGUGCUCCACGUAGAAAUAAAAACUCUGGUUCAACUUGUUAUUCCCAGAAGAGACUCCCCAGUCAAAAGGCUCAAACAAAUCAACAGCCUCCUAAACCUGUCAACAGACUUUCUAAAAGGGACUUCUGUCUCAGGGUCCUGAAGUAACUGGCUGAUGUAGCUUCCAAGCCACUCUAUAUCAUAACUCACCAGUCAAGGCUGUCAGGCAACAUCCCUGUGAUUGCAAAAAGGGCAACAUGGCUCUCAUUUACAAGAAAGGGAGAAAGGAAGACCCAGGGAAAAACAGGUCAGUGAUUUUUACCACUGUGCCUACAAAGAUCAUAGAAUUAAUCUCCUGGAAGAUAUAUUAAGGCAUGUGUGAGGUAAGGAGGUAAUCUGCCACAGCCAGCACGAUUUCAGCAAGGGUAGAUCAUGCCUGAGUAAUCUGGCCACCUUCUAUGAAGGAGUGAUGGCAUAAUUGGACAAAGGAAGGGCAGCUGAUUUUAUUCAGCUGAACUUAGGCAAGGCCAUGGUCCUGCAUCACAUCCUUAUCUCUGAAUUGGAAAGCUAUGGAUUUGUAGGGUGGACAAUCUGGAGGUUAGAGCUAGAUGAUUUUUACAAUCCCUUCCAACCUAAGCCAUUCUAUGAUUGGAAUAUUUCCUUGCACUGAUCGUUCCAGUUCAAGUCCAGGAACAUAAGAACACACGAGCAACGCAGUAAACAGUGGAAGUAUCAGAACUAUUUUCCUAAGACUGUUUAGCUUUAGCUUUGUCUAAUAUAUAAUAAGGUGCAAAUUCCAGUGGGUACUCAACUCUUAGAAUACGUGUGAUGUUUUACUCCCUCUGAAUACCAGCAUCUGAUUAGUGUUAUGAGCAAAAAAACUACAGUUGUUCAACAUUAGGAAUACUUAUUCCCUCUCCUCCGCUGUGUCACCAUUUAGUUAACACUACUAGAAGCAAUAACACUGUCACGUUAGCAGAUUCCAGCCCUGAGAUUCAAGAACUAAUGGGAUAAGGCAGAAAAGUACAAUUAACUAAACUAGAAAAAUCCCAUAAUUCCCUCUCAGUGCUACUAAGCAAAAAACUCCUUGACAGCAGGGUUCAAUUACAUAACAUAGUCACGCAAAGAAGCAACAGAGGUUGAAUUUGAAACUUAAGGCAUUAUUUUCAAGAACGAUGCCACCAAACACCAUAGCAGAAGUAACUGUCAGAAGAAAUGAACAAAUCCGUUUUGCUUAAGUCACAGUAUGAUCAUCCAUUAUUAAAACUUCACACUAAACUACUCAAAGUGACUCCAUCUUCUCUUACUGGGAACAUGGAAAUGCAUUUCCAAUUGUGAGGCAAAAAAAGCUUAAUAAAGUCAGUCUAAAUAACAAACUACCAAAGCUAAGAAGAGUUACUACAUAAACAAUCAAGUUCAGUAUAUUUUAGGUGACUUUAAAAAAAAGUAUUUUUACACCUCAAAUAUUACCUUAUAUAAAUUAAAGCACUUCGAAAAUUAACUUUUACAAUGCCUCACAACAUAUAUGACAAAGAAGUCAAGAAAGAUAUAAGUUUACUUCUGAAGAAAUUAAAUAGUUUACCUUACUAUUCCUGAGCCAUUCCAGGUAGGAGGACACUGGGAACAAUAAGGCCAUUCUUUGGAAUCCAGUUUGUUUUCUAUAGCAUCCUUCAAGACAAAACAAAAACUCACUUUGAAAAGUCAUGGAAAACAAAAGCCAAUCAAGUUUCAACUUCCAAUAAGGAUACCUAACUGGAAUUUCAAGUAAAUUCUCAGAACGGCAACCAACAUCCCAACAACAGUGUUUCAAUAUAGCAAAAAAACACACCACAUAAAGCUAUAAGUUAUUCUAAGCCUUUUCUAUAUCAUUAGGAAAUGAGAGUACGCAUGCUUUCUUCCCAAAAAAGAAUACUGAUUUGAUCAUUCAGGUAUUACUAGUAGUUUCUCCAUCAGCAAUCACCCUGACUUACUUUGUUUUUCCAAACACCAAUAUGAGAGAAGUAAUAGAUCCCUGAAGAGACAUUAGGUUUAUGUAUCCAUCAAGUUAACAAAAACCUGCAAAUGACUGCACUGGGGCAGAAAAAUUACCUAGCAACCCUGCUAUUCUGCCAGACAUCAGUGACAAUCUGAUGCCAAGUACAAUUUUCUGGCCUUUACACGUCUGCAUUUUAGAUUUGCAUUACAAAUUGAAGACCUGCUGAAGGAAAACCAGAACAAUAACAGAAGCAGGUAAUAUCCAGAUCUAGUUCACACAGAAUAUUACUGAUGACGUGAUAGGCAGUUCAAAGAAAUACUUAAGAUUGAGGAAAAUCAACAUUUAAGGCAAACAACAAGGAGCACAGCACUCUAGUUAUCAAGACAUUUGAAGUGGUUAUUCAACAGAAUAUGGAGUAUAAUUGAAUUUUGAAAGAUUGAAUACAACUGCACACUUAGCAUCUCUCUGCAAUGCACUCAAGAAAUUAUUAGUAGGUCAAAUUUACCUCCAUAACAUCUUUUAUAAGAGGCGUCCACCUAGAGAGUUGAAAAGUUUCUUCUGAAGAGCGGUCCCUCCUUGGUUGUUUUUGUUGCUGAACAGCUGACUGAAGAGAUUUUCAAAACCUUAUUUUCAUCAUACAGGACAUUCAGGUUUUACUGAAAUUUAUCAGUUUGCAGCAGAUGGAGAAAAUUCAGUAGGAACUUAAAGACAUCAUCAUCCAUUACAAUCGUACCAUUAUUUAACUGAUAAUCAUUCUAUCUACAGGUAAUCACACCACUAGAAUAACACCUUUCAGAGACAAGUAUUUGAGCAGGCAAGCGCUUUCCAAAACCAGAUAGCUCAAGUCACCAUCUAAUGGUUUUAGUGGAAGCAUUAUAGGUAUCUCUCUUUGAAAGUUAUUUAUGCACAUUGUUCAAAAACACAUCAUGAAAACAAGAGCACCGAGUAAUAACUUGCUUCCAAAAAGAGUCCUAAUCAAUACUGCUGAUAUAAGAGUUGCUGAAAGCUUGGACAGUAGGAAAUUACAAAAGAAAAAUCUUACUGAAUUGGUAAUAGGAACAUGAAGGUAUUCCCAGUUUCUUAUCAUAUCACUAUCACUUUCUAUUUGCACAUUCUGGAUCAGCUUGUCCAAGUUCUCCUCGGUAGUUCCUUUGAUAUAAGAAAAACAAAUGACUUAGUUACCAUAUGACUGUCAGUGAGACUAAUUUUAGCUCAUGCAUUCUGGGCUAUUGUUUUUUUAAUUAAUACCUUUAUUUGGUUGGGUUUAUUUGUUUGUUUUAUUUUUUGAUUAGCCAGUACACAAUUUUAGCAUAGUCUAUUUUAGAUCAAAAAACUUGGUUCAGUGGUCCUCUUUUGAGAACAGAACUCAAUAUUGUUACAGAUUCUUCAAACCUACAUUCUGUAAAUUCACUGUUUUUUUUUUUUAAAGUACAGAUUCCUCCUCAUUUUCAGGCUGCAUGGAGCUCCCCCUUUAGCAGCUUCAGGAUUACACGGAAAGGACAAAAUUAAGUUGUUGCACACAUUCAAGCACAAGAAUAAUACUAAAAAAAAGAAUAAGGAUUGUGCUUGUAUUGAAAUCCUUAUUUCUUUACCAAGAGUAUCUUUAUUAUCUUUCAUGUCCUAUGUGGGAAGAAAAGCUACAGAGGACAGACAAGAUUUCUUCCAAACUCGGCCAACUGCUCAAGUUAAGUAAAAAUACUGGGCUCUACUGUAAAAUUUGAAAUGAAGUUCAUAACUCUUGAGAUAAACAGCAAAGCAGCUUAACGUACCAUUUGUACUGAAGAUAUACAGGAGAAUAGCUCUAAUUUUAUCAUAGCUGUCAUGACUUUUGUUAAGCAGAACCGGAAGGAGGACUCUCAUGGUGUCCUUCACUUUUUGACCUUCUGCAUCAGUUCCAAGAGCCAAGUCCUAAAUUACAAACAAAGCAAAUAAUGUUAGUAAAUAUUCAUUUAAGGAAAGCAUAGUUGUUCUAUGUCUUGAAAUACAUUUUUAUGGAACUGUAGGCCACGGGGAAAAAAAAAACAACAAAAGAUGCACCAAUUUAAACUCAUUAUGAAAAUCUUUUGACUUAAUUAUUUGAACAAUUACAACAUCAUAAUAAUACUACAUAAUGCAUAUAAAAAAUUGAAACUGAGUUUGCAGUGGACAUUGAAAAAGCUCCUAGACUAUUGGUCAGGCAAAACAGAUAAAAGUUAUCCUAAAAAUAUCAAAGACAUUCCAUCUGCUUAAGAGGGAUGAGCCAGCAGCUCAAAUGUAAGCAGCUACAGCCAUUGAUGUAUCAGUAUUUUAGACAUGAAACAUCAGGUUAUUGUAGUUCCAUUCCAAACUACAAAAAAAAAUUCAUCUCUCCUCUCCUCCAAAAUUACUGUAUUCUACAACCCAAAAGUGUCUCAAAGUAUGAAUACAAAAAUAGUUUAAUCUGCUCCAGACUGGUGCUCCAGUCCUCUGAUCAUCUUUGUGGCUUUCUUCUGGACCCGCUCCAACAGCUCUUCAUCCCUCCAUUGAGGGGGGCCCCAGGCUUGGACACAGUACUCCAUAUGGGCCCUCACCAGGGCAGGGCAGAGCUGGGACAAUCACUUCACUCUCCCUGCUGGCCACCCUCUUUUCAUGCAGCAAUCCAAAAUUCACAUUAAUAUGAAUUUAGUUUAUAAUUAAGAUUGCUAGUAUAACUGCAAUUACAACUGUAAUUCAAACACGUGCUUUUCUCAGAUAUUUAGGAAGUGUCUCCUUUAUCAGAACGUAGUAAGGCAACUACAUUGGAGAUUAGAAAGAAAAUAAGAAGGUAACCUUUAUACAGAUCAGCUGGAUUCAAAUGUAAAAGACCCUAACAGGAACACCUUAAUUGUUCAGAAUCUUGCACGUUUAAUUAAAUUCUAGUAUUAAUGCUGCCAAAGUAACAGGAAAAAAAAGGAUGUAAACUAGUGUAUCCAUUAUAUAAUAUAUAGACAUAUGCACACAGAUAUUUAUAUUAUUUAUAAGUAUUGUAUUUGUAACAUAUUUAGUAUAUAUACACAAUUAUAUAUAGUGUUUACAGACAUAUAUACAUUACGUAUUAUAUACAUAGCGUAUCUGUAGCGUAUAUCAGCACCUGUUCUCAAAGACAAUCCAGUUACAUUUGCACUAGUUUUAUUGGGUUGCUGUAUUUUUCUUUUCCAGCUUGUUUGAAACGUACCUGUUCAGUUUUACAAAGCCUUUCUAUGUUAGCUUUGAACUUGCUCAUGCAGUCUUCUGCUAUAUUAAGAUGGACAACUUGCUAGGAGACAGAAAAACCAGUGUCAUAGUUUGCUUUUGAUUUAUUUUUUAAACAUACCUAGCAAUCAUUUUUAUCAGUUACACAACUCAGUCUUUCAACUGGUAUUCACUAUCAUCACGCAUCUUCUAUAUUUCACCUUUCACGUCAAAACUGACCCCCAUAAUACUUUUACAACACUAAUUGCUCUGCUACCUGUAAUCCCCUGAGCACACAAGUAGUACAAAGAAUUAAGUAUUUUGAAGUAUUAAAACGAAACACUUUGGAACAAGUUCUUAACAAAAAUUUUUAGUAGAUGAACAUAAUAUGGAGAGAAGUUACAUAUUACGCUCAACGUGAAAAUGACAGAAUAAACCUAGACAUCAACAACAUAAUUAUGGAGUAUAAAAGAUUUAGCACUAAACUAUAGUAAUGAAAUGCUCCUUACCCUAGUGAUCUCCUUACGAUACUGUGGCAUCUUUUUCAUUAAGUGGGCCAGACCGGACAACGUUAACUGCAAAGAAACAACUAAGCUGAGUUUUCCAUCCCCAUAUUAGACACAGUUAUUUCCCUUCCUGUUGCUGUUUUGCAUUUUUCAAACGUUGCAGUAGUUACAGGUUUAUCUGUUUAUAUUCAGGUUUCUCUCCAAUACAGUUUAUAUUAAUUGCAUAGAACUAAUUGGCUGAACACACAUUAACAGGAAAAACAACUCUCAACCUACUUUCCCUUCUGCUGCUUUCUUCUUGGAUGAAACUUCUUUCAACAGCUGAGAUAUUUCCCUGUGCAAAAAUUGAAAAUAAUCAGAUACAACAGGACCACAGUUCUUAUGUAUUUUCGUACAGUCUUAUAGGAACCGAGCCAUGAGAAGUUUUGACUGAAAGGAAAAGCUUCAAAUAGAAGCUUUUCUCAUGUAGAGAAAACUGAAAUUAGACAAACUUUUUUUUUUUUUUUUACUAUUGCCACUAAUGACAGUAUGCAAAUAACUUGUUAGCACUUCUUGCUAAAUCCCUUUGCAUUUAACCAGCUUACAGUUAUUUCUAGGGAAAAUAUUUUACUUUAGGUUUACUCAAAAACAUAAUGACUGUCAACAGACCUGCUUUUCUCCAUACAUACUGGAGAUUUUCUUCAUCCAUACUGAUUCUGAAAGUACACUUUCUUCUUGGCAUCAAUUAUUCAACAGUAUCAAGUCUAUUUUAUAAGCUGUGUUCACUACUCCCACUUUUUUUUUGUUGUUAUCAUGGAAUCGCUAAGGUUGGAAAAGACCCACAGGAUCAUCCAGUCCAACCAUUCACCCUUCACCAAUGGUUCUCACUAAGCCAUGUCCCUCAACACAACAACCAAACGCUCUUUGAACACCACCAGGGUCGGUGACUCCACCACCUCUCUGGGCAGCCCAUUCCAGUGCCUGACCACCCUUUCAGACAAGUAGUAUUUCCUAACAUCCAGCCUGAACCUCCCCUGGAAGAUUCCCUUGUUUGUUUGUUUUUUUUUUUUUACAGCUCAGACAUCUCCCCUCUAAAAGCAGCCUUGGUAACCUGUGCUUUUAGCUACUGCUCAUUAAUUCAAAUACAUACUCUAUUACAUCUGCAAUAUGCUUGUGCCGAAUCUUCACCCAAAGCUCAUCAUCUUCUUCCAGAAUUGCUUCCUUGUCCUUCCCAUCUGCUUUGUAUCUUCAAAAAGAACAUUCAGGUUGAUUUUUUAGUUUCCUACUCUUUACUGCAUUUCUUCAUUUUUCUAACUUUCUAGGGAGUAUGAGUAAUUAUAGUUUAAGAAACACACAUGGUAAUAACAGUAACAUACACUAGUUUUCACUUCAAAAAUCAAGCUAUGGUAUGAAACAGAACUAAAUUUAUAUUUUACAGAUAGUAUAUUAGAAUAUAGAAGAAUAUAUGAAUUUUAGAAUGGCUCUUUAAGGCAAUAUCUUCUGGAUUUCUUUUUUUUUUUUUUUUUUUUUUACCAACAGCAACUACAGUGUCAAUGAUACAUUUACGUGCACUUCAAUUUCUCAUCAGCUUCUAAAACAAAUUUGGUUGUGACAUAACACGUAUGAAGACGUGCAGCUUUUCGUACCAAAUAUAAAAUAUACUCUAAACCUGAAGGAAAAUUGAAGUCCCAUUCAUCUGCAGAGUAAAUUAAGUACAAACUACUUCACCUAUACAAGUAACAUGCUUCAAAACAUCAUAAAACUACUGUUACUUUUCUACAAACAUAAACAUACAGAACAAAGGAAUGAACCAUCACAUCACAAAACACUUUCAGUUACAGAAACUCACAUAGAUAAGGCGUGAAACCAGAAUGCAGUAAAGUAAGAGAAAAGUUACAAGAUUAAUUAUGCAAGUCAGAUAGUGACUUUACCUAGAAAACACCCUCCGCUACAUUCCAAAUACACAUAACUCAUUGUCAGAAACACUAAAUUCAUAUAAAAUAAACACUCCUGUCUGCUUAAUUGAACAGUGAGUACAUAGACUGAUUUGCUAUAGUGGCUGAUCAGAAAGUAAAGACUGAAAUAUCUUCGGUGUCAGGACAAGUUAUCAGCAAAGCACUGAAACAGUGUCACUAUUCCAAUUAAUAAUAAAAAAGAAAACAUAAUUAAACUGAAGAGAGCUUACUUAAACAUCCAUUUCAGGUAGAAACAUGUAAAUUUGCAUCCACUAUACAAAUUAGAUGACUGGAGCUAUAAAAGUGAGACUUCCUGAAAAAAAUUGAGCUUUUUCUCUAAGGUUAUUGUCUUCUUAGUGGCCUUGUCUGCCUUCCUACACCAAGCAAGGCAGUCUGGAAUCAAUCUGUGCACUAUCAGAGCUUUGAUUCAAGUCUAGUAUUAAGUUCAGAUGUGUUUUUUAAAUAAAAAUAAAACAACCGACAACACAGAUUUACUUAAGCAGACAACUAAAAAAAAAAAUCCACGUUAUUUGUUAGCAUCAAGCUGAGCAAAAGUGUUAAUGUAGUCCUACCUUAAUAGCGAAGCUAGUAAAACCAAGUUAAAAAGCCAAGAGGCAAACUAUUAACUUACCAAAGCAAUCCCUACAUACCAUAAGCAGCUAAAAACACUUACGUUGCAAUUCAGCUAAACAACUCCAUAGAUAUGAUCAAGAAAGAAGUGCUUAAAUUAAAAAGGUACUUGCUUGUAAGUUUCAUUUUCAAUUGGUAGUAGAUCAUACGCCAUUGCCUGGAACGUGAGUUCAUGAAGGACAGUUGAUACUGGGUCAAAGCCUCGAUCGAUUAUUAUUAGUUGUGAGUGGGUUUUAGCCUAGAGAGCCAUCAAGAAAACAUGAAGUUAAGAUGCACUGAUUUUUGUACUGUCCAUCUUAAAUUAAUUUACAGUAAAAUAAAUCACCACACACUUUUUUUUUUAAAGCCUCCUAUUGCUAAGGAACCUUUCUUAAUUAAAAAAACAGUCUGAAUGUAUAUCAACAUAAAUGGAAACAAACAUUUCCACAACAACCAGAACAGUACUUUUAGGUUAAUAAAUAAAAAUAGAACACACAAGCAAGCUCUUAAGGCCUCCCACUGCCUGUGCAUAAAUACAGAUGUGGUUUCACAUCUGUAUCACAUCUGUGGUUUCAGAGUCCUUUAAUUAUAUUCAGCUACAAUACAGGAUAAAGUCUGCACAAAGGCAUCCAAACAUUUAUCCUGGUCUUUAGUAUAGUGGCAGUAGCAUCAGAGACACUUAUUUCUGCAGCAGUGUGCAAUGGCACCAAGUCACAAUGGUUUAUCCCUGUACUUCUAUGUUGAGGCUGCGGCCUAUGAUGUAGGAAUACAUCAGAAUCAUUAUUUAUGUGAAAGACUGCAUCUCUGGGGAAAAGAAAUCCCCUUAAGGGAGCCACUUCACAUAUGUAGCAAAGUCCUUCUUAAAGAAAACCACAAAAAGUGGUAUUAAAACAGAAGUUAUUACCUUCUCUUCGAGUCUGCACCACCCCCUACAACUUUUCAAGGAUGAUUAAUUUGGUCAUUAACUUGCAAACUGUAUUUACUUACAUACAGAUAUGCCACAUGUCGCUACUUCUUGGAAGAGGCUUAUGUACAAACAGCUUAAUGCCAAUUACUUCAUUUAUUUGUAAGUAAAGGCAAACCUAUUUUUGUCAAAGCAAUUGACAAAACAUACUCCAACAAGUGUUUGUUUUUUAGAAGCAGAUAUUUUAGUUCACUUUCUACCUUUAUUUGGCUUUGCUCAUCAGUUUUGUAGUAAUUCUCAAGCUUUUUUUCAACAAGCUGCGCAAGUCUGCUGGCAUUAUCUGAUGGUGUGCUGGGAAAACAGGAAACAAAAGCAACUCAAAUCACUGCAUGAAAACAUUCCAAUGCUACGUUUAAAACAAAUAUUUCCUACUCUCACGGCCCAGCAACAGAACUUCUCAGGUGUUGAAGACAUGCACUUGAGCCCAAAACCAACACACGGUCAAAAGCCCAAAGGUGCUGUUUGAAAGCCCGUCAUUACCUUUGCCUGCUUUCCAAAUAAUUACGCAUAAGACAGCUGCAACUUUGCUUUAAGUUUUAAGCAGAACCCAAUCUACAAAGUGCACAUAGCCUCUCGCAAUGGCCAUAACUCCACAGCUUUUCAGAUAGGCACAGACAUGCAGAGUAACACCUCAGCUGCAAAGCCAGAUGGUACUGUGGCUGAAGCAGAGCAACACUCAGAGGAGAUAUUAAUGGAAAAGCCUUCAAAUCAUUACUACAGGUCUCACUAAUAAAUAUUCAGGUACCUACACAUUCCAUAUAUUAGCAUCUGGAAUCCAUAAAUAUUACAAUUUUUAAAAUAGAACAUGCAUUUGUUUGCUUACAAUAUACUACAAAAGAGACUUCUUAACUAGUGAAGAGAAUUGUUUUAUUUUUCCUCUUAAAAGAAACGUGAGUCUAUUUUAGAAAUUAAGACUACAAUUGAGGAAAGCACAUCAAGAACAAACGUUUGAUCAAUGUUACCCAUGCAAAAAUGCUAGAAUUUCUCAUGUGUGAUGGUUAUUACAGACACAUAUCAAAUCAAUAGGCAAAUGCAACACAUACCAUUUAACUAGUGCAUACACAGAACACGUGCAACACACACACUGGACAAGCAUUACUGUUGGAGCAUGCAAUGCAUGACACAUCUGUAUUUCAAUUAUAAAUUUUACCUCAAAAUUAAGUUUAAGGUCACAAGAUAAAUCUGUGGUCAAACCAUAAAUAAAACUUUCACACUUAAAAACUUCCUGACUCUCUCCUUCCCUUGGAAAAGAAAAACAAAAACAAAACGAAGAAGAAACACAACAACAAAUGGUCAAGCAAUUAUUGCUUCUUCACCUUUGAAAAGAUUAACACAUAAGAAUAACAUUACAUUCCAGAAUGCCACUUCUAUGGCCUUGAGCUAUUAUCAAAUAAUGUAGCACAAGCGAAAACUAAUACACAAAUAAAACAGCCCACCUUUUACACCGCACUCCUGGAUUCUCUUCUAGAGUGGCACACAAGGUAACAAUUUGUUCAGCCAUUGCUUCCAUCACAGCAUCUUUAUCCUUGGAAUUUUCUAGAGUUGGACUGUAACAACAGUAGAAGGCAUCUGGGACAUUGAGUGUAAAUACCUAUGUAAAGCAUAACCAAGAAAAAAAGGCAUAAAUUGUGCACUUGUAAAACAUGUUUAAAGAAGACCUGCUUGUUCUUUAUGUUUUAAGUCACAUAAUGUACAAUUCUGUUAAACAAAGGCUUUACCUCCAUGAAUUCCAACUCUUUAAAGGGAUUAGACCUUGAUGAAAGACAUUUAAUACCACACAGGAUUACUUGUUCAACAAUUCAGUAAGUGGAAUGCAAGCACAGAAACAAUUCCACUGUCUCUCAAAGGCACUCCUCCAAGUUCAGAGGGACUCUUAACUGCAGAGCCAACGAACUUCUAUCCAAAUAAACAUGUCUCCUUCGUUGGAGUUGAUAAUCACCUGGACUUUACCCAGAGUUCAGUCUGAUUAAUUAUUCCAUCACCAGAGAAAGCAGUUACAGCAGGUUUAAAUUAGGAAAAGCCGUUUAUAUUCUCCAUUCAUUUUCUAAGGAUUCAAAAUAUUCUCACAAUCCAAAACAACAAGAAUAGAAAACAAAAAAAAACCAUGAAGAGACCAAGUGCUGUUCUGACAUUUGACAUUUUAAUAAGACUUAAAAAAAUAUAGGAGAGAACUGUUGAAAAGCCAUUUACAGUUAGUUCCACAGUUCCCAAGAGCAGACAUAGUUUUGGGGUUACACUGCAUUAGCAAUCAUCAGGGUGCAUUUCAGUUCUUGAAUCAGGUGAUGCAUACACUGGCAACAAGUUACUUCUCAACACAGCACUCACACUUUUACACUGAAAUCACCGCAAUGGCAGUUACCUUGCUUCCCUAUCAAAAAUACAAGUAGUCAAGUUGCUAAGUUGCAUUUACUUCGGGAGAUUUACAUUUUUUUUUCCCCCUAUCUUCAGUUCUCUUACUCUGUUUGCCCUCUGUUUCCCAUUUACACUGGGUAACUAGCUUUGGAAUGCUAACUAUUCCUGUGCAACAGCCUAAGUCUGUCAAAAUAACAACAUCACACCAUAAGCAACAACAAGAUUUACUGCUUCAAGACAAACCAGAAUACUUUCCUUCUCUUUAAGCACAGAUUCCUACUCUGCCCCCUCUGUGAGAUUUUCUGCCACAACUAAUUCCAAGUUUUGCAAAGAGGUUGAAUGCAAACAGCAAAUCUUGGAGUACAAGAGCAUUUGUUUUCCACUGAAAAACCAUGAGCAAGCACUGGAAAUGUGUCGAAAUGGUAACAAGCCUCACAAACAGUUUGUCAGCACAAAACAGAAAACAAUUAAAUGGAAAUCGCCUAUUAAAAUCAACAACAGUGGAAAACAGUCUUACAAGAUACCAAGUGUGGUUGAGUUAAGGAAUAACACUUACCUGAGAUUCAUAUGGAAAGAAGGAAAUACUGAUUUCCUUGCAUCUCCUUAUUGAUCUGGCACAGGAAGACUUAAUUUUAUUGAAGAGGUUGUCAGGACAAGCUAGAGAAAAAGACACAAAGCUAGAAAUCUCUUGCGCACAUUCCAGCUACAGCUGAAGUCAUUAACAAACACAGUAUUCAAUGCCUCCCAAGUAAAACUUGUUUCCCCAAAAAUGGGUAUUUUUAUCUUUUUCAUGUGCUUUUAGCAUGACUUCUUCGUAGCUUCAAGUUCUGACCCCACAGCUCUCACUAAACUUAGCAAUUUACUGCAUCAUUGAAUUGUCAGCCAUUUACAGUAAAAUAAGCAAUGUGUUGGAACUCCUUGUAUUUAUAUAUGUACCAUUUAUAACUGGUAUUUCACAUUCAAAAUCUUUUUCAAAAAACACUGCUUGUCAUCUUCUACUAGCUUUUGGUAGGUGAGAUUAGAACACUUGCUAGCAAAGUAGAACAGUGAAGGGUAUCAGUUAUAACUGGGCAAAAGUCUCUGCAGUUAAAAGAGAGAAUGCAUAUCCCAUGCUACAAGGAGGUAACAAGAAAAAAUACCAUGCAUCAAACCACCAAUAUACCUAAACUUGACUUCAGAAAUGCACUGUACUACAUUUACAGGCUAUGCUGCAUCCCAGACAAAAAAAAGUAUUUUAAGAGCACUUGGAUGACAAACACUAAACAGACUUAAGUGACAGUAAAGCUCUCACUCUCAGUGGAGAAGUUUUAACAGAAGCUCAAGCUGAAAGCUAGCCAACAUACAGCAAGAAAAGAUGAAGAGAACAACAUAUUUUCAGUGAUAGCAAAAACUGCUGCACCAGCAUCAAAUGAAACAAGAUACCAGGAGACACGGGUAGUAAUUUGAUAAUUGCUAUGACAAAACACAGCUCCUUCAAUUAUCUACUCUGAAAUAGAAAACCUAACUGCUGAAAACCACUAAUUAGUAGAAUAAAUAGUUCAGUAAUUUUAUUUCAGUAUAAAUUAGAACCAUUAGAGCCUUCAUCAACUAAGCUGCUGUCAAUGACAGCCAGACAGAAGCAGACUCACAAGGGCAGCUUGUGGCACACAAAGAACAGUCUUCCCAGAAAGAGAGAGGGGAGGGGAUCCCACCUGAUAAGCUUAAAUACUUUAAAUAUGCAACUUAUAUAACAAAACUAGCAAACCCCUUAAGGAAACAGUACAUAAGUUGUCCAUUCACGCUAAGCUGCCACACAAUAGAGUAAAAAGACACAAUUAAAGCACCAGAACACACUUAAGAAUGGGAGGAACAAAAACCAAACUGAAGAAUUGCCUUUCACUUUGGGCUUGAGAGAGAAAUUCUUCCCUUAAGAGCUAAGGUAAACAGACAGAGCAACUCCUAAGCAGCAGACGCGCAGUACCCACGAACAUAAACUGCCAGGAUUCUGUGACAUUUUCUUCUUUUAAUUUUCCUCCUCUCUGUAUCAUUUUAAGCACAGAGACUGACUGCAAAAUAACAUGCAGUCACAUUAACCAUAUCUGCACUUAUCAGUUAAUCAUCCCUUGAAUGCAUGAUGUUAGGUACCACAUUGUCCCUUCUUUCAGGUAAAGAAAAAAGGAGCUAGUUCACAAGUCCGAAGUAACCAGCUACAAUAGCUAAUGAUAACAUGUUCUUGCCUUAAAGCAAAUUCUCACACAUCUAUACUUUUCAAUAGUUGCAUUUAUACAAGGUACACAGUUUUAUUUCAGUUGCCUUCCUCCGUAUUUUCUGACACAGAAAAAAACGAAACAUUUUCACAAUAAAACUUAAUUAUUCAAGUCCAAAUCUGAGAUAGGGAAUGGUCAGCAUUGGUUAACUGGAAGAACCGAGUAUUGCCACAGCACCUUAAGGAAGUUCCCACAACCAAAGGAAGGUUAAUGAAUCGAGUCUCAAAUCCUGCCUAAAGAAACAAGACCCAAAUGCUCAUGCAGUAUGCUAUAGCAAAGAUAUAAGGAUAACUUAUUUACUACAACAGAGGCAGAUAACAAAACGAAAGCUUACUUACUGUCAGUGAAAUAGACGUAUGCUGCUUUGUAUCUGCUGGAUGAUUUGCUGAUGAAGUCAUCAAUAAGACCAUCUACAGACUUGGGAAGAGUCAGGGAGAAAGAUAUCAUUGAUUUGCUUCUCCUCACAUAGCAAAGUUUCUCCCCCCUCUCUUCCUACACUUUUAAUUACCCAGUGUAGCUUAAGAAUACUGCAAAGCAACAUAAAACGUAAACUAGUAUUUUUCAUUUGAGAACAUAAAUACACUGUGACAAAAUGUCAGUCAUGCACCUCAGCCGAGAUCACUCCGUGAACCAAAGCAGCACACUUGCAUCAUUUGUCAACUGAAAUUUUUUCUUAUGAUACUUUUUGGAAAGUAGCAGCUAUUUCCCAUUACAGUCAUUACUUCAAAUGGUUUAACCUACUGGAUUAUUACUGGAUGCAAUGCCUCUGUCAGUGAGGUUACUUAUGUCCAUACAAUGAAACAUGGCUUCUCUUGAUCAACAGUUACACUGGUUUUGUUUUGUUUUGUUUUUGUUUGUUUGUUUUAAAUACUAACCUUUUUGGUUGGAGUUAUGAAAUAUAUUGCUUUCAUGUGUGGAACAGGCUCUCUGUUUUUAUACACGUUCUCCACCACUACAACACAAGAAAUACUACAUUUCGAUAUUAAGAACUUCAUGCAACCAUAAGAAAAAACACACAUUUUAAUAUAAGGUAAUCAAAAUCACAUCCCCCACAUUAUCCACAAAUUUCCUGUCAAGUAAUCAUCCUCAGCCUAGAGAGCCCUGAUUUUUAUCAACUUAUUUUUUAUUUACCAUUUUAAAUACAAGUUAUCAUAAACCUUUUACAGCACUUACCCUGUCAACUCAGGUUUAGGACUGGGUAUAUCUUAAAUGCCCCAGAAAAGCAGGACAACAAAAGGAUGCUCAAACUACAGGGUACAGUAUGAGUUACUUUAAAGAGAACUGCCUCAUCAAGGUUCUUCUCCUUGGAGUUCAAAGGAGGAGGAAAAUGAAACCACGCAAGCAUCAUCUUGGACUCUAGCCUCUAUUGUACUUUGUUUGCCCAUUUCCUGUGUACUUAGUUUCAGUGUAAUUGCAGGCACAAAUGACACAUUUUCAGGAAAUCAACUCUUCCAUUCAUCUCCUGUUUUUCUGUUUAAACAAAUCCUUACUGUAUACAGUGGUGCAGUACACCAGACUGAAAACACAGAGGUUCACAUCGCUCAGUAAUUUUGAGUAAAAGAGACUAAACAUCAGAUGUUCAGAUGUCAAAAGAUAGGUUUUUUCAACAGUGUAUUCAAUGAAAAGGACAUAUUUCAUACUGAUAAACACAACACAAGCCCACUGAAAGCUUCUCACAAAGGAUAGGUAAAACUCGUGACUAAAAUACAUUUAGAAGCGUAGACAGCUUUACUAUCAAUCUUGUACAAGAAAUAUACACAUAGAAUACGUGGAACAAGAAAAAAAGCCUUGUGAAGAACAACACUGAAUUAACUUUCAUAUCUUCAGGUUAUAAAUUAAGCAUUUAAUCGUGCAGUCUCUUCUUUAAGCAACCUUAAAACUAAUGUGCAAAAUAACUGCGUGACUCCAGUACAUGAAAAGUUAUCUACUAGAAAUUACUCCCAAGCUACAGGGAAAACUGAGAGUUACUUCUCAUACUGCUGACAGUUUUAUUAUUGGUAAAGUAAUAAUUGAUAUCAUUUAGUUUUACACUUUUAAUUACGGAGAGCUCUCAUUUCAUAGAGAAGCCAUAUGAUUUCUGUGCAACAUAUAACUCAAAUUUGAAUUCUCACCUCUACACUGAAUCUACUUGCUUGCAAAUAUCACUCAUGAAUUUGUCAUCUCCUGUUUUCAUUCUCUCUUCAGCACUUAUGUUUCUAUACCUUCGCAUUUUAAUUCAGCUGCUCGUGAGCAGGAAUGCAUUCAAAGCAGCAGAUAAUACUCACUAGCAGAACACAUUAUGACAAACAGAGAGCAGUUCACCUAUUCUUUUAUGCUUUGGCAUAGUUCACUUAAUUCUUUACUGAGAUCUUGUAUUCGUUUCACUUGACAGAUAACAUCCUUAAGAAAUCCACUACUUCACAGAUAACAGUCUCAUCUUCUUGACGUUAGCAAGCAAAGUAAACCACAUCAAUAACCAUGAGCCUUAAAUCAAUCUUCAAUUAUUACAUAAACAUUUUUAGAUCCUAUAGAGGCAGAGAAGUGUUUCAUUUUUUAUUCAAACAGAUUAAUUGAAAUUAACUGAUUAUUCUAAAAGCCUCAAAACUGUCAGUCUAGUACCCCACAGUUACCUGCCUUCAACCCCCAAAAUAAAACAAUUUCUUCUAAGGUUACCAUCAACUCAAUUCUUCCCCUUCUUCUCAGGACAUGGCGAUCCACGUAUUGCCAAGAAUUAUGCUUACCUGUGAUACCUUCUGCCAGUAGAUCAGUCAUUUUGCAGCACAGUGACAGUAAUUUAGUAGUGUAAUCAUCUAAAAGAAUUACCUAAAAUUAAUAAUAAUAAAAAAAUCAAUUAGAUAAAUGGA